Molecule: messenger RNA, 1419 nt
Organism: Didymodactylos carnosus
Lineage: Eukaryota; Metazoa; Rotifera; Eurotatoria; Philodinida; Philodinidae
Source: the annotation of a GenBank genome assembly
AUGCGAGAAUGUAUAUCAAUCCACGUUGGUCAAGCCGGAGUUCAAAUUGGAAAUGCAUGUUGGGAAUUGUAUUGUUUAGAGCAUGGAAUUCAACCCGAUGGUCAAAUGCCAUCAGAUAAAACAAUCGGUGGUGGAGACGAUUCUUUCAAUACCUUCUUUAGUGAAACUGGUGCUGGAAAACAUGUUCCACGUGCCGUGUUUGUCGACUUGGAACCGACUGUUAUUGAUGAAGUAAGAACGGGCACGUAUCGUCAAUUAUUUCAUCCAGAACAAUUGAUCACAGGAAAAGAAGAUGCUGCUAAUAAUUAUGCACGUGGACAUUAUACAAUUGGAAAAGAAAUUGCUGACCUCGUUCUAGAUCGUAUUCGUAAAUUGGCAGAUCAAUGUACCGGACUUCAGGGCUUUCUUAUAUUUCACUCAUUUGGUGAUUCUCACUCUCGUCCUGCAAUUAUGUGUACUUCACAUGGACUUUUUUUAAGCGUCAGCACAGGUGGCACUGGUUCUGGUUUUACAUCAUUGUUAAUGGAACGUUUGAGUGUUGAUUAUGGAAAAAAGUCAAAAUUGGAAUUCGCUGUCUAUCCGGCACCACAAAUAUCUACAGCCGUAGUUGAACCAUACAAUUCCAUUUUGACAACACACACAACAUUGGAACAUUCAGAUUGUGCUUUCAUGGUUGACAAUGAAGCCAUGUACGAUAUAUGUAGAAGAAAUUUGGAUAUUGAACGACCAACGUAUACUAAUUUGAACCGUCUCAUUGCUCAAGUUGUCAGUUCUAUCACAGCAUCGCUUCGUUUUGAUGGUGCAUUAAAUGUUGAUCUCACAGAAUUUCAGACAAAUUUGGUACCAUAUCCUCGAAUUCAUUUUCCCUUAGCAACCUAUGCUCCAAUUAUUUCAGCAGAAAAAGCAUAUCAUGAACAACUAACAGUUGCUGAAAUUACAAAUGCUGUUUUUGAACCAGCGAAUCAAAUGGUCAAAUGUGAUCCAAGACACGGUAAAUAUAUGGCCUGUUGUUUAUUAUAUCGUGGUGAUGUUGUGCCAAAAGAUGUAAAUGCAGCAAUAGCAACAAUAAAAACAAAACGAACAAUUCAGUUUGUCGAUUGGUGUCCAACAGGUUUUAAAGUUGGAAUUAACUAUCAACCGCCAACAGUUGUGCCAGGUGGUGAUCUGGCUAAAGUGCAACGAGCUGUUUGUAUGUUGUCAAAUACAACUGCUAUUGCAGAAGCAUGGGCUCGUCUUGAUCACAAAUUUGAUUUGAUGUAUGCUAAACGUGCCUUUGUUCACUGGUACGUCGGUGAAGGUAUGGAAGAAGGUGAAUUUAGUGAAGCACGUGAAGAUUUGGCUGCAUUAGAAAAAGAUUACGAAGAAGUUGGAGUAGACAGUGUUGAAGGUGAAGGUGAAGGCGAAGGUGAAGAAUAUUGA